Messenger RNA from Dacryopinax primogenitus, 2142 nucleotides. RefSeq lists its product as uncharacterized. The transcript has 4 exons. Lineage: Eukaryota; Fungi; Basidiomycota; Dacrymycetes; Dacrymycetales; Dacrymycetaceae. The coding region runs from base 1 to 2142 and encodes 713 amino acids. The record is from RefSeq and is a predicted model, not a curated record.
AUGCUGCAGCCUAUGGGGCACCGUCCCAUGCAUGCUGUGUUGCUCUCCACUCGAUCAACCACCUCUGCCUUGGCAAACUGGCGAUUGCCCCUUUUCAAACUACCGGGAGAGCUCUUCUGGGGAAUUUGCGAUCUCCUUAUUAACACUGACCUGCUUCGUUUGUCCGAAACCUGCCGCCUGAUGCAACAUGCAGUUCAAGCGGCCAUUCUCGACCGAGUUGAACGCGGAGUACGCGUCGGAGCGAUCGCCCCUUUGGAUGCCGGCCUUCGACUGUGCGAAUUGACAAACCAUGAAGUACGAGUGCAUCUAUGGAAGGCGACAAGGGCUUGGACACGGGGUGUGAAGUCACCAGUUGGUCUGGCCUCACGUCUAGUAGCGACUUCGAUUCCCCUGACUGGCCAACGCAUCGAAUGGCAGGCACUCAGCCAUGGCACGCUUUUUGUUGUGCAGCACGGCAUGUUGAGUCUCUACGACUACAAGAAAGGCAUAUGCCGCUUCGAAGCGCGGCUGCCGUUAUUCGAUGAAAAUGCGGUGAACGACACCCAGCAUGUUUCCGGCGGCAUACUACGGACCGAUCCGCGUACACCCAAUUCUCAUCGACUACUGCUAGAAAUCACCUCUCGGCGUGGUCGAAAACCUAUCGAACGAUCCUUGGAAUUCCUGUCGGUGCUUACUCGAAGCACAGGAGCUGCAUUGUCCAAGGCAGGACAACUGCACGACAAUCACGGCCUUGUGGCUUUCGACGGACGAUUGAGCUGUACCACAAGGUGGAAGGGAUCAGUCGAUCUGCGUGUUCACGAUUGGAAUCGCAACGUGAGCCUACAACUCCAGGUUUCGCACCACUCUCGUAGACCCUUUCCCGGAAAGGUGUUAGCCGCCAAAUUCGUGCAGGACUAUCUGAUCGUCCUCGUCGACCGCUAUGUAUGCGUGUACGACCAGCGCGACUUUCUCGCGGCUCCGCGUUCCAUGUCAUUGCAGACAGCCCCUUUGAAGGAGGUGAUCGAACUGGACCAUAUGCUUUGGGCCGCCGCAAUGUGGCAGUCGGACGUGCAAACCACGUUUCUCCAAGGUCUGCCCAGCUCUCAAGAUGAAGUCUGUGUGGGAUUUCUGGGUAGAACUCAAGACACGAUUCGGCAAUUCCAUCUCCGAAUCUAUCAUCGCGAAUCCAAGGAGCCCGCAUGCCUAAGGUCUUUGUCGUUUGCACUGAUACCACGGGAAAAUCGAGUAUCCGGCCUCUUGGUUGGUCGAUCUGGGUUGGACGCUUUCUGGAUUGAAGACAGUAAGCUCGUUCGCGCCUUACUUCCCCCACGUUCAAACAUCACACCGCACCUUGAGGAGAAACUGCAGACUGAGUUCAUUUGGUCGCCGUCGGAAGAACUUACGCACGCUAGGAUCCUAGCCUUCGAUGAUGUCCGCGUGGCUCUCGUCAUCGGUGCCCUGCAGGGCCGCACUCUUACCUUGCUGAGUGCACCGUCGAGCGACGCGAUCGUCACCGUCCCGUACAAAUGUUCCGAAUCAAUUCCGAUGGUAAUGGAUAAGAGAGGUCAGGAAAAUCGGCGGACAGAAAGAAAGGCUUCGCUUAAGGCGUUACUGGACAACAUGCGCCGUAGUCAGGUGGUGGAGGAGUGCCUCGGGGAAGACCUCGAGGAGAAAGCCGAUGAGAAUCCCGAAGAACAUUUGCCUCAAGGCUUUCUGCCAUGGAGAUGUCGAGAGCACCAGUGGAAGGAAUGGCCGGGGGGAUAUGCGCAUAUUCUAGCCGAGGGGCUGCAUAUACCCGGCCCCUUUAGGCCUCUGGCCUUCAAACCCACUCACACCAUGAUGUUGCAACUGACCAAUGGUUGCUAUGUGACAUUCAGCGACGUCCGGGAUUCCUCGCCCCAUUUUCUCUGGCAGGCAUGUACUUGUACCCUCAAUGGGUCUGAAUGGUUGGCAUAUGUGAAGAAUGGAGGUAGCAAAGGUAUUGGGCCGCCUUGCUAUUGUUGUGCAGUGAACUGGGAUGCUCUUGUACGAGAUCAGGCGUGGAUGCGGGAUGUGGUGUUUGCUAUACACGGUCUGGAAGAGGACGGUGACGAUGCGGUGUCCAUGGCUGUCAUGAGGGCACUGCGGCGCUUGGGGGUGUAUGGAAAGAUCUCGGAUGCCUAG